Pelobates fuscus (common spadefoot toad) is the source of this 9252-nucleotide messenger RNA. RefSeq names its product desmoplakin (gene DSP). NCBI's taxonomy places the organism in Eukaryota, Metazoa, Chordata, Amphibia, Anura, Pelobatidae. The record is from RefSeq and is a predicted model, not a curated record. Bases 315 to 8924 code for a protein of 2869 amino acids. Gene Ontology annotation, molecular function: structural molecule activity. Gene Ontology annotation, cellular component: cytoskeleton; intercalated disc; intermediate filament. Gene Ontology annotation, biological process: skin development; intermediate filament cytoskeleton organization; cell-cell adhesion. The transcript is spliced from 24 exons.
CAGAGGCACAGAGCUUUUGAGAGAGCAACAGGAGAAAGCUCUGUGCCCUGUCUGCAUUCUUUUGAAUAUCCCCAGUUCUCCGUACACUGAUUUUUUUUUUUUUGAUUUUUUUUUUUGGCUUUGUGGUUUGUUUUACUUGGCUUUGCUUCUUUACAGCACUGGGAGCAGCGGUCCAGGUUGGGCUUAGCUUACCUGUUUACCUCUGAACUCCCAUUUUUAUUUUCUCCUCCCCCCUACUCAUCUGCAAAGGUGUACUGCACAUUUAUUUUUCUUUAUCCUUGAGUCGAAUGUGUGAUUUUUAAGUUGAAGACAAAAUGAGUAUAAAUGGUGGAUCGCAUACUCGGAUCAACACUCUAGGACGGCUACAUAGAGCAGAUUCUGGUCAGGAUCUCAUUGGCAUGAACAACCAUCACAAGAGGUUGCCCUCCUCGGUGUACCCCCAGAAGACGGUGUACACACAACAUUACAGCACCAGUGAAACCAUUGGAGAUGGCUAUGGGCAAGCUAGUACCAUGUCACGGCGCUCCAACACCAUUCAGGAUAUGUUCCAGACUAUAUCUGACCACCUGAUGCAAGCUGAAAAUAUAGUGCAAUAUGAAAUGAAAACUGGAGAUGGUCAGAUUCGAAGCAAGGAAGUUGAUGAGGCUCUUGGAAUUGCCAAUGAGCAGAUGGAAAUGGCUGAUGGCAUGAUACGGGAAAUGAUGAACAUGGGCCACCAAUGUGAUGGUUAUACUAGGAGGAUGCUUCAGCUUCAGGAUCAACAGCGUGCCCUUCAUAAAGCAAUUCAAAGUUCUCGCAUGCGCAAAGGAUCUCGGGGAGCAAGUGGUGGUGGUGGUGGUGGUGGUGGUGGUGGUGGCGGCUUUUCAUCGCAGAGUGGGUCAGGAUGGGAUGAUUACACAAAGCGCACCACUACAGAAACAUUAAAUCAGAUACGACAACACAGGCGUCAGAUGGAGCUUGUGGACUGGGGAUUUGACGCAAAUUCAGUUGAGCAGCAAAUUAGCACUCACAGAGUGUUCCAUAAUGCUAUUGCAGAAUACCGAUGGGAACUAGACAAAAUCAAAGUUGAUCUGAGAGAAAAGGGAGCAAUUUAUCAAAUAGAGGAGGAAUACGAUGCGUUAUUGAAAGCAUCUUUUGAAAGAAUGGAUCAACUGCGGCAGCUGCAGAACAUCAUCCAAGCGACCUCCAGAGAAAUCAUGUGGAUCAAUGACCGUGAGGAGGAAGAGCUGGUGUAUGAUUGGAGUGACCGGAACACUGAUAUCCCGAGAAAGCAGGAGGCCUUCUCUAAACUCAUGAGUCAGUUGGAAGUUAAAGAAAAAGACCUCAACAAAGUCAAGCAGGAAAGUGACCAGCUGAUCGCCAACCAUCACCCAGCAUCCGAUAAGAUUGAGGCAUACAUGGAUACACUACAGACUCAGUGGAGUUGGAUCCUACAGAUUACCAAGUGCAUUGACGUUCACCUGAAAGAAAAUGCUGCGUAUUUUCAGUUUUUUGAAGAGGCACAAGGGACAGAAACUUAUCUGACGAACCUCCAAGACACCAUAAGAAAGAAGUAUCCUUGUGACAAAUCUAUGUCACUGCAACGUGUCCUGGAAAUGAUAAAAGACCUAGAGAGAGAACGAGAGAAAAUUAAUGAAUAUAAAAGACAGGUGCAAAAUCUGGUAAAUAAAUCCAAGAAGAUUGUGCAACUUAAGCCACGCAACCCAGAUUACAAGAGUAAUAAGGCCAUUGUCCUCAAAGCUCUCUGUGACUACAAACAAGACCAGAAAGUGAUACACAAGGGAGAUGAAUGUCUCCUGAAAAACAACUCCCAACGCAGCAAAUGGAAUGUGACUGGCCCUGGUGGCCUUGACAUGGUUGUACCUUCUGUCAGCUUGAUUGUUCCACCCCCAAAUCCUGGAGCAGUGGAUCUAUCCACCAAGAUUGAGCAGUUCUAUGAGGCUAUAUUGAGCCUAUGGAACCAGCUUUACAUCAAUAUGAAAAGCUUGGUGUCGUGGCACUAUUGCAUGAUCGACAUUGAGAAGAUCAGAGCUAUGACCUUGGCUAAGCUCAAAACCAUGCGUCAAGAAGACUACCAAAGGGUUGUUACAGAUUUGGAAUUGCAUUAUCAAGAGUUUUUGAGAAACAGUCAAGGUUCAAACAUGUUUGGAGAUGAAGAAAAGCGGAAAAUGCAAUCUCAAUUCAGUGAGGCGCAGAAGCAUUACCAAACAUUGGUAGUCCAGCUCCCAAGCGUUCACACUAAAGUGACAGAACAUACUGUUGUACAGAGACAAGCACCAGUAGUCACAGGUGAGCGCAGAGAAAUAAGCAGUAGCUCCACUGUAGUGGUGGAUGGAAGUAGUAAAGAGAUCGACCGGGAUAGGGAAAAGCAGGAGAACUGGCUGCUACUUGAGCUACAGAAGAUCCGGAGAAGACUUGAAAGCCAUGAGACUCGAUUUUUGCAAAGAAACAUCUACAAUGUUGACCAGGAAACCUACAGAGAUUUAGGACACAGAAUAAAUGACUUUGAGACUUUGCGAGGAGAGGGCCAAGGACUCUCUUCAAACUUCAACAUCGUAAGAGAGACCAUGAUGAACUUAAAAGGUUCAGACAAAGCUUCAUACUUGCAGUCGGAGCUCAAUGUGCUCUUAAAGAAAAUGGAGAGCAUCAAUGGGUUUUCUGUGGAGCACUUGGAUAGGCUUCAGGCUUUGAGAAUUCUCCUGCAGAACAUCCUUCAGAUUGAAGAUCUGAUUAAGGUUUAUGAAGCCCGGUUGACAGAGGAAGAAACCAUUUCACUGGACCCUGCAAAGGUUGAAGCUUAUAGAAGUGCAUUGAAAAAAAUGAGAAUGGAACUGGAUCAGAAGAAAGCUCUUCUGAAAAAUAUGGAUACAGAAAUGAAAAGUGUACUGAAAAUAAAUGACCAUGUCUCUCAAACCUAUCCCUACUGUGAAGUGGAUAUCGCCAAGUUCUCUGACAAGGUCAACCAGCUGACUGACCGCUGGCAGAGGAUUGAAAAGGAGAUUGAUGACAGGUCAUGGGAAUUAGAAAAACAAGGCAAGCAACUGAGAAAUUACCGAGACCUGCACCAGGCAUUAAGCAAGUGGAUCAGUGAUACCAAGCACAAGCAGGACACAUUGGAAUCUUCCAAACUUACAGAUUCCACUGCUGUUGCCAGAUACUUAAAUGAACAAAAGAGUUUGAAUGUAGAAAUUCAGGGUAAACGAGACAAAGUGGAAGAGGUCAUGAAAACUGCAGAUCUGUGUGCUUCAUCCAUCAAGGAUUAUGAGCUCCAGUUAGCAUCUUAUAGCUCAGGACUGGAAACGUUGCUUAAUAUCCCAAUAAAAAGGACAAUGGUUCAAUCUCCUUCAGGAAUCAUACUGCAAGAGUCUGCCGAAAUUCAAGCUCGCUAUAUUGAACUACUUACAAGAGGAAAUGAUUUCUAUAGACUUCUGCAUGAAAUCUCAAAGAGCAUGGAAGAUUUGAAGAUGAAAAACACUAGAAUUGAAUUGCUGGAAGAAGAACUACGUCUUGCAAGAGAUGCAAAUUCAGACAAUUCCCACAAAAAUAAGUUUCUUGAUCAAAAUCUGCAGAAAUACCAGACAGAAUGCUCAGAGUAUAAGUCCCGGCUACUCCUACUAGAGGACAUGAAAAGGAAAGCCGAAAUAGAUGGCAGCUCAGCAAAGCAGAACCUCGAGAAGUGCUACAGCCAGAUUUCUGAGCUUAAUGAAAAGAUAACACGAUUAACCUAUGAGAUUGAUGAUGAGAGGCGGAGGAGAAAAGCAUUAGAGGAAAGGUGUGACCUACACAAGAAUGAGUUUGACCAAUUGCAACAAAAGCGGCAGAUUGAUCUUGAGGGCAUCAACCGUCAAAAAAUAGACUAUGAAAAGAUAACCAAGGAGAAGGAGUAUGAGCUAGAAAGAUUGAGAAUUCGUCUACAGGACGAGGGCCAGCGGAAGCAGGAGUAUGAAAGUGAGCUGUCAAAGGUAAGGAAGCAGUAUAGUGACGAGAUCAAUAGUUUGAGGAACAAAUAUGAAUCAGAAAUUAACAUUACGAAGACCACAAUUCAGCAAAUAACUGUUCAAAAAGAAGAGGACACAUAUGAACUCAGAGCACAGAUGGAAAAACUAGCCAGAGAAAACAGAGACCUUACCCAGGAAAUUACUCGACUAAAUGAGACAAUAGUACAAUCAAAUGAGCAGAGAAGAAGGGCAGAAGAAGAUGCUCUUCAGCAAAAAGCCUCUGGUUCUGAACUUUCUCAGAGAAAGCAGCAUCUAGAGAUUGAGAUACAGAAGUUAAUUCAUACUCAUUCUGAAGACAGUGCUAGAUACAAGAUGUCCCUAGAAGAAGCUGCCAGGACAAUUAAGGAACGAAACAGUGAGGUUGAAAAGUUAAAGUACCAACUUCAAGAGGAGGCCGCACGUCAGAGACAAUAUGAAAACGAGCUGGUUAAGGUAAGAAACGAUUAUGACGAACAGCUUAUAACUUUAAGGAGCAAGUAUGAGUCAGAAAUUAAGAUCACAAAAACUACCAUCCAUGAGGUAACUGUUCAAAAAGACGAUAACAUCAAUGAUUUGAGUGCACAGGUUGACAAUUUAAUGAGCGAAAAGAGAGACUUGCUUACAGAGGUAAAUAGACUAAAAACCUCUAUAACACAAAUGACACACAACCUCAAGAAAACAGAGGAUGAUGCUCAUCAGCAAAAAUCCUACUCCUCUGAGAUAUCCCAGAAAAAACAGCAGCUGGAAAUUGAGCUGAAACAAAUCAUUACCCUUCGAAAAGAAGAGGAGCAGAGAUACAAAAAAUCUCUUGAUGAUGCUGCCAAAACAAUUCAGGAGCGCAACAAGGAAGUUGAGCGUGUGAAGAAGCUUUUAGAGGUUGAAACCGAUCAAAGGAAAAAACUUGAAGAUGAGCAUGUCAAAUUACAGCGGACCCAAUUUGAUCUGCAGAAAGCAAAUACCAGUGCCUCAGAGACUAUAAGUAAAUUAAAGAUUCAGGAACAAGAAUUGUUCAGAGUUAAAACAGACUAUGAAAAAUUGUUUGUAGAAAAACAAAGUAAAGAAAGUGAGAUAACAAGACUUCAAGCCAGUUUCAAAGAAAUGCAGACGCUCAAGCUAAAAUUAGAGGAUGAAAUUAACAGGCAAAAAAGGAUUGCCACAGAUGAGCAUGCAAACAAUAAGAAAUUGGGAGAUGAGCUAGAAAGCUUUAGAAGAACCAAUAGUGAACAGCUGAAAAAAAUCACCAGUCUUACACAGCAAAUAGAACAGAUUUCUAUUGUUAAAAAACAAACCGAAGAAGAUUUGAGGCAGCAGAGGGAGUCUUUAGACAGUCAACUUAGGGAUAAGCAGAGAAAUAUUGAUGAGUUGAGUAAACUUGUAGCCGAGGUGGAGAGUCUACGUCGACAGCUGCAUGUUGAACAAGAAAACUUAAGGCAGGCUCAUGGGCGAAAUGAGCAUUUACAGAAAACUAUUGAGGAGAGGAAUAAAAGCCUGAAUGAGUGUAAAAUUGAGAUAGAAAAGUUGCAGUCAAUCACAGAAAACCUUACCAAAGAACACCUGAGGUUAGAGGAGGAGUUGCGGUAUGUGCGACUGGAGAAUGAGGAAGUCAAGAAGAAUAAAGAUGAAGUGGAUGGUGAAAAAACUGCAACCAUUACGGAGUUAAAGAACCAACUACAAACGAGCAACAAGCGGUCCUUGGAGCUGCAGGGCCUGAUUAAUGAGUUACAGAAAGAAAGGCAAAAUUUGAGACAGGAAAUUGAAAAAUUCCAAAAGCAAGCAUUAGAGGCCAAUAAUAAGAUACAUGAGAGCAGUAGCAAGUACUCCGAAAUUAUUAAGGAAAAGGAGAGCCUUCUCAUGAAAAUAAAACUUCUUGAGCAAGAUAAGGCAAGGCUGCAAAGGCUUGAAGAUGAACUAAACCGUGCAAAGGCUGCUCUAGACUCUGAAACGCGUCUUAAGCAACGCCUAGAAGACGAGAAACAACAAAUCCGAAAUGAGUUCAAUCAGUGGAAGAGCCAAUAUACCCGCAAGGAUGAUGAUGUGAAGAGAGUUGAAACUAGUUUGGAGAGAAGUGAGAGGGACAAAGUUGGACUUAAGAGUGAGAUUGAAAGGCUGCAGUCAGAAAUCCGAUCCAUUGAAGAACGAUAUCGGCGUAAAUUAGAAGAAACCAGUAUGACCCAAUCUGAAUUGGAAGCACGACGAUUAGCAUUAGAAAGGGAGCUGGAAAAUCUUAAGAGGCGCCCUCUUACCACAAAUAUUCAAACUCAAACUGAUGAAGAUGCAUCGAAAUUUGUAUUUGAUGGACUUAGAAAAAAAAUUACAGCUCUUCAACUUCUUGAAUGUCAAAUAAUAACCAAAUCAACUUUUGAUAAGCUUGUAAAGGGGCAAAAAUCAGUAGAAGAGGUUGCUGCAGAAAUAGAACCUUCUCUAAAAGGUGCUGGUGCUAUAGCAGGUGUUUCAGUUACACCUAAAGAGAAAUACACACUAGUCGAUGCCCAAAGAAAAAAGCUAAUUUCACCUGAAAGCACUGUAAUGCUGCUAGAGGCACAAGCUGCUACUGGAGGAAUAAUUGACCUGCAAAGGAAUGAGAAGCUGACAGUAGACAAUGCUAUAGCAAGAGAUCUUAUAGAAUUCCAAGACAGAGAGGCUGUAUAUACAGCCGAAAAAGCAGUCACUGGCUUUAAAGAUCCUUUCUCUGGAAAAAUAGUAGCUGUUGCAGAAGCUAUCAAGAAAAAUUUAAUUAGUCGGGAGGUAGGCCUCCGUCUUCUAGAGGCUCAACUAGCAGCAGGAGGAAUUGUUGACCCAGUCAACAGUAUCUUCCUACCGUUAGAAGUUGCACUAUCACGAGGUCUGAUUGACAGAGACAUACACAGAACAUUAAAUGAUCCAAAUGAUGAUGCUAAAAAAUUCAUUGAACCAGUCACAAAGAAAAAUGUCAGCUAUGCUGAGCUUAGAAAGAAAUGCAGGAUUGAGCCACACACAGGAUUUCUUCUGCUGCCUGUUAUGAAGAAAAGUCUUUCAUUCCAGGGUAUUCGAAAUCAUGUCCCAAUAAAUGAGCUAGUGGAAUCUGGUAUCAUACGGCCUUCUACAGCUGAUCAGUUAGAAUCUGGACAGAUAACUGUAGAAGAAGUCAGUAAGGAUAUCCAAGUCUUUUUGCAGGGAUCUAGCUGUAUUGCUGGUAUUUACAAUGACGCAACAAAAGAAAAACUGGGUAUUUAUGAUGCAAUGAAGAAAGGCUUGUUGAGACCUGGCACUACACUUGAACUUUUAGAAGCCCAAGCUGCCACUGGCUUUAUUGUUGAUCCUGUUAAUAAUCUCAGACUUCCAGUCGAAGAAGCAUACCGGAGAGGUCUUGUUGGAAUUGAAUUCAAGGAAAAACUUGUAUCUGCGGAAAGAGCAGUUACUGGAUACAAAGACCCAGAAACUGGAAAUAUUAUAUCCUUGUUCCAGGCAAUGAAUAAAGAACUUAUUGAGAAAGGCCAUGGUAUCCGUUUGUUGGAAGCACAGAUUGCUACUGGUGGCAUUAUUGAUCCCAAAGCAAGUCAUCGUUUGCCAGUUGAUGUUGCGUAUAAACGUGGAUAUUUCAACAAACACAUGAAUGAAAUUCUUUCUGAUCCAAGUGAUGACACGAAGGGAUUUUUUGAUCCCAACACAGAAGAGAAUCUGACAUAUCUGCAGCUAAAAGAAAGGUGCAUUGUGGAUGAGAAGACCAACCUAUGCUUGCUACCUCUUAGAGAGAAGAAAAAGGCAGUUCAGACCUCACAAAAAAAUACCCUUAGAAAACGUAGAGUUGUGAUAGUUGAUCCAGACACAAACCGAGAAAUGACUGUACUGGAAGCCUAUAAUAAAGGCCUCAUUGAUUACGCCACUUAUGUUGACCUAUCGGAACAGGAAUGCGAAUGGGAAGAAAUUACAAUUACAGGAUCUGAUGGAUCCACAAGAGUUGUACUUGUUGAUCGAAAAACCGGAAACCAGUAUGAUGUCCAAGAAUCAAUAGAGGUGGGCCUGAUAAGCAAAUCUGAUUUUGACAAAUAUCGUGGUGGUUCCUUAAGCCUAACUCAGUUUGCAGAUAUGAUCUCCAACAAAAGUCUUAGUGAUGAUGUUUUAAUUUCAUCAAGGCAAGAUUCGGUUUCCUCUUCAACUAGGUUUCGAAGUGGUUCAUGGUCAAAAAGUGGUUCAUUUUCUGACGCAUUAGAAGAAACCACUCCUAUUGCUGCAAUAUUCGAUACUGAGACCAUAGAGAAGAUCUCCAUCUCAGAAGGUAUCAAACGUGGAAUUGUUGACACAAUAACUGGGCAGCGUUUACUGGAAGCACAAGCUUGUACUGGUGGUAUAAUCCAUCCUACCACAGGGAAAAGAAUGUCUAUUCAAGAUGCUGCUAACCAGGGUAUUAUAGAUCAUGAUAUGUCUGCCAGGCUUAAGCAGGCGCAGAAAGCCUAUUCUGGAUUUGAUGGCGUAAGAGGGUCCAAAAAACUAUCUGCUGCAGAAGCAAUGAAAGUAAAUUGGCUGCCUUAUGAAGCUGGACAACGCUUUCUAGAAUUCCAGUAUAUGACAGGAGGCCUUAUUGAUCCAGAAACACAGUUAAGAGUAACUACAGAGGAAGCUAUUCGAAAAGGCAUGAUUGAUGGUCGUGCAGCACAAAAACUACGCGAUAUAUCAAACUAUCCAAAAGUUCUCACUUGUCCUAAAACUAAACUGAAAAUAUCCUAUAAAGAUGCAAUGGAUCGCUCUAUGGUUGAAGACACAACAGGUUUGCGGAUGCUGGAAGCUUCUUCAGUUUCCUCUAAAGGCAUAAGUAGCCCAUAUAAUGUCUCUUCUGCACCAGGAUCACGGUCUGGAUCUCGGCCUGGUUCACGAAGUGGUUCACGAAGAGGAAGUUUUGAUGCUACAAGCACAACCACUUACAGCAGCUCUUCCUUCCAAUCUGUUGGCAGUUCUUUAGUGGGUCUCUAAAUGGUAGAAUACUUUCAAUAAUAUGUGUUUAUUCAUUUGUAAUUUUUUUUUUUUUUAUUAGUUUUGCAGCAAAGGCUACUAGUUUCCUAAAAAAAAAAAAUAAAAAAAAAAAUAAGUAAAAGCAGAAUAACGUGGGUUGGAGGGGUACAAGUUUUCCCAAAUGUAUUCAUCUAGAAUGUACUCCAGGCACUGACACGAAUUAAUUUUAUUAUGAUAGGCUUUACACAGGGCUAUUCAAACAUGAAAUUAUUAGGCAUGAAUUAUAGUAUUUACCAGUGUUUUUAGCAGCAGCUGAUUUGUAUUGCAGUUAACAUUUUCUGUGUAUUGU